Molecule: messenger RNA, 923 nt
Organism: Lagopus muta (rock ptarmigan)
Lineage: Eukaryota; Metazoa; Chordata; Aves; Galliformes; Phasianidae
Gene: C11H3orf18
Product: chromosome 11 C3orf18 homolog
Exons: 7
Coding region: 365-823 (152 amino acids)
Source: RefSeq, a predicted model, not a curated record
CCGAGGGGCCGGCCCGCCCCCCUGCGGGCAGCGCGGCCCUGCGGUCGAGGGCGCGGCCCCACCGCCGGCUGCGCUCGGGGGAGCCGCUUCAGCGUGCAGCGCUGCUUUGGAGAUGUAAUGUCUGCUGAACUACAGAAAAAUGAUCAGAAGUCUGCUGCGGUAGUUCUUGAGAUCUGCACCGCUCUGCUCCAGAGGAAGAAACUUGUGUGGCUCCUACACAGAAAAGCCAUCACUGAUGAGGCUGUGAGGUAGAUCACACGUGAGGGUCCUUGAAACGAGGGGAAACUCUCUGGUGCUGUAGCUGGCACCUGUCUCUUGAGUGGAGGGCACAGCAGCUUGGUAAAAGACGCUAAGAGCUGGCAGGAUGAAUUCCAGCUCACCUUCUGCACGUGACUUAUACCACAGCAGCACCACAACAGCCAAACCAGAUGCAGGAACAACUCUGGAUGCAACUGUACCAGAAACAGCUACUGUUAGCCCUGAGACUACUAGCUUCAACAGCACCAAGAUCCCAGAUGUGGCCAGCAGCGGACCCAGCAUGAGCGCCAUGCUGCUGUCCUUUGGGAUCAUUACUGUGAUUGGGUUGGCUGUAGCUAUGGUUCUGUAUAUCAGGAAGAGAAAGAGGUUGGAGAAGCUACGACACCAGCUCAUGCCAAUGUACAACUUUGAUCCCACUGAAGAACAGGAUGAACUGGAGCAGGAGCUCCUUGAACAUGGGCGAGAUGCAGCAUCUUCCCAGGCAUCACAGAGCAAGUUCCAGGAGCAGGAAUUCUUCCCAACAUGCCUCAGUUUUCACAUACUUGACACUUUCAGGUUCUGCUGACGAGCCAAGGAGCCCUCCAAAGACCCAGCCGUCUUGUGUUCACAGACGUUGCCAAUGCCAUCAAUGCAUGAACAGUACCUGCCCCUGCUCUGGGAUUGUG